Molecule: messenger RNA, 424 nt
Organism: Anopheles nili
Lineage: Eukaryota; Metazoa; Arthropoda; Insecta; Diptera; Culicidae
Product: chymotrypsin inhibitor-like
Exons: 2
Coding region: 39-299 (86 amino acids)
Source: RefSeq, a predicted model, not a curated record
CAUUCAGCUGCUGAAAGCAAUCUAGAACAUCCACCAAAAUGCGCGCCAUCUUCGUUCUUCUCAUCGUGGCGGUCAUCGCCUUCCUGGGAGUUUCCGCCCAAGGAAACAAAUGCGCCGAUAACGAAGAGUACCAGCGUUGCGGAACCGGUUGCGAACGCACUUGCACCAACGGCGAGUCUUGGGAAAAACCAUGCACAGCCCCCUGCGCCGACAAAUGCUUCUGCCAGAGCGGUUUCUUGCGUGAUAGUAACGGAAAAUGUGUUCGCCCGUGGCGUUGCGCUCCCACUGCAUCCGAUUAAUGGGCAACACGCUGGAAUAGUAUGAAUUCGCCAAUCUUGACGACCAUGCGGUUGUUUGCUUUCGUCAACUUUCGGCAAACAAGCGAUAGCUCUUCUUGUAUCUGGCUAAAUAAAACCUAAUUAGG